GAAUUAAUUACUUUUGAUUAGUAUUAACUGGUGACUACCUCCCUGAACAACAUAUGGAAGGCUUGUCGCAUGCCACCUAGAGCAACUGAGGUGGAUACUUGUGGAAUAAACAAACCAGAAAGAAAUGUUACUCCAACUGCAAAGUGUGACACCGAAACAAAAAAUAAAGCAAAUUUAACAAAAGCGUUCACAUGGAGCUAUACAAGGACAGAAACAUUUGAUGAAAAUGAGUGCUAUGUUUAUAGUGUCAUCUCAUGGACCAAGACUUGCCUCGAAUACUGGCUGGCAAUUUUGUCGUUCUGGUUUGAUUUGCCAUCAAGGGAAAAACAUAGCAGGGGAGACAACUCUACAAAAACAGUGUUAUUGCUCACUUAUCAAAAAUCAUGAUUGUGAUGAGCUGCUUCUGAAGAGAAGAAUAAGGUUUACUAAGAGUAAAGAUGGAUUUGUAGAGCACUCUAGACUAUUCACUUCCAGUGUACCAAACCUUUAUCAGAACAUUAACAAAACACGUGGAUUUCUCUCCAGAAAGAACUGUCCUUCAGCUGUUUGUACUCCGGUACGACAGAUGGGUAUCUUGUCUGAUCCAGAAAAUAAGGGUAAAAAACAAGUUGGAAUAAACUUUGACACAAUUGGCAGUUGGAAUAAUCGAAUUAAUAUGCCAAUUCUGAUGAAAGAAAGUAUACAAACAGGGAAACUUAUUCCUCAAAUUCCUUUGGAAAAGAUUGGAACAGCAUCACUUCUGGGUCGUCGAAACAGGAAUGAAGACAGAUACACCAUCAAGAAAUUGUCUGCAGAAUAUUUGUAUUUUGGGAUAUUUGAUGGACAUAACGGGGACUUUGCAUCGGCGUUCCUAGAAAGUCAUAUGAGUGACAGCUUGUCGUUCUGGUUGUCGAGGGAACCAGAUGAAAGUGUAGUUCUACGACAAUCGUUUAUCGAUCUCAACAACAUUCUUGCCAGACAUUUGUCAACCUACUGCUUAGAUGAUGAGCAGUUCAGUUCAGGAAGUACAGCUACAGUGUGUCUGUUACAACAUAGCACAGAACUUACAAUAGGUCAUGUUGGAGACACACGAGCUCUUCUUUGUCGGGGAGGUAAAGCUAUUGCCCUCACUCAAGAUCAUAACCCUGAUAAUAUGGAAGAGAAAAGACGGAUUGAGUCCUGUGGGGCAGCCAUUACACCAAAUAGUCUUGGGACACCGAAAGUGAAUGGAAAGCUGAGUAUGACACGGUGUAUUGGUAAUCUCCCCUUGAAGAAAUAUGGUGUCACAGAACACCCAGAAAUACAAAUCAAAAAGCUUGACCACGGCCGUGAUGCCUUUCUGGCCCUGGUCAGUGAUGGGGUCAGUUUUGUCUUGAGUGACCAAGAGGUUGUGGACAUUACUUGUAGCUGUAGUGACCCUAAGGAAGCAGCCAGCCGUAUAACUGAUCAAGCACUGCAAUUUGGAUCGGAGGACAACACAACCUGUGUGAUCAUCCCCCUUGGUGCUUGGGGUAAAUACAGCACAGAUACUGGGACGAUACAAUACAGUUUUGGUAGAACAUUUGUACCUAUUCGUGAUUCCUGAUAUGAAGAGUUAUUUCCCUUUUAAAAGAGUUUAUCAAAAAGGGAAUCAGAUAUUCUCUGUUGGUGCUCACAAGACUUUAAGUAUUGGUAGAGAAGAUAGAUGCUGUACAACUUAAAGAAAUGGUUUCCAUUUUUAAAACAAAUACCAUUUUAAGUGUUAAUUUCAGUCAGUUGAAAAUGUAUAAUUAUCUCCCUUUGAAAUAAAAACCUUCCAUUAAUUAAUGUUUGGGACAGAAAAGCAUUCUGACCUGACCAUAGAGUAAAGCCUGUGAUAGUUUUGAGUGAAUAAAGAUUUGACUGUU
Messenger RNA from Ylistrum balloti, 1865 nucleotides. RefSeq names its product protein phosphatase 1K, mitochondrial-like. The coding region runs from base 221 to 1564 and encodes 447 amino acids. Lineage: Eukaryota; Metazoa; Mollusca; Bivalvia; Pectinida; Pectinidae. The transcript is spliced from 5 exons. The record is from RefSeq and is a predicted model, not a curated record. Gene Ontology annotation, molecular function: protein serine/threonine phosphatase activity. Gene Ontology annotation, biological process: protein dephosphorylation.